Molecule: messenger RNA, 1990 nt
Organism: Betta splendens (Siamese fighting fish)
Lineage: Eukaryota; Metazoa; Chordata; Actinopteri; Anabantiformes; Osphronemidae
Product: extracellular calcium-sensing receptor-like
Exons: 9
Coding region: 1-1968 (655 amino acids)
Biological process (GO): G protein-coupled receptor signaling pathway
Cellular component (GO): membrane
Molecular function (GO): G protein-coupled receptor activity
Source: RefSeq, a predicted model, not a curated record
AUGCCCAGCGAUGCUGCUGAAGCGAGGGCCAUGGCUGAGCUGCUGCGCCUGAUGGGGUGGACGUGGGUGGGGCUGGUUUCUGCAGAUGACGAUUUUGGCAGAUUCGGGAUUCAGAUGUUAAUGGACGCACUCAGAGGAACGGAAGUGUGCGUUGCCUUCCAUGAAGUCAUUCCAAAGGACUAUGCAAAGAUGGCAAUGCAAAAGGUUGUUGACACCAUUAAGAAAUCAACAGCUACGGUGGUGGUAACAUUCCUUAUAGAUCCGGAUGCAAAGGCUUUGUUUGAUGAAGUGGUUGAACAGAAUGUGACAGAUAAACAGUGGGUUGCUAAUGACGCCUGGAUUACAUACAGCGUCCUCUCGGUCCCUCGUUACGUUCCCUCGUUGGCUGGGACUCUAGGAUUUGCUCUUCGAAGGGCAGAUAUUCCUGGACUGGGAUCCUUUCUGGCUCGUCUUCAUCCCAGUUCAUCCAACUCAGACCCUUUUGUGAAGGAACUCUGGGAAUCACUGUUUGGAUGCUCUUUUAGUGCUGGACUGGGGAUGAAAGUGUGUUCAGGUUCAGAGGUCAUAGACAUUGGGGAGAGUUUAUACUCAGAUGUGUCUCAACUAAGAAUCACCUAUAAUGUCUACAAGGCUGUGUAUGCUAUCGCUAAUGCAGUUAGAGAGAUGCUGGCCUGUGAACCUGGAAAAGGUCCCUUCCUGGAAUGCUGGUGUCCUGAUGUGUGGAGUCUGCAGCCUGUGGAGAUAGCUCACUACCUGAAAAAGGUGAACUUCUCAACACCUCUGAAGGAAAGGAUGCACUUCGACAGGAACGGAGACCCGCCUGCUUCGUAUGACAUCAUUAACUGGCACGUGGCAGCUCAGGGAGCAGGAGAGUUUGUCACUGUGGGACAUUUUCUGUCUGAUCGUUUUCACAUCAACAUGGAGGCAGUGUUGUGGGGAGGAGGCAGCGGAAAAGAGGCAAAGGUGCCUGUGUCUGUGUGCAGCAGCCCUUGUCCCGCUGGAACACGCAGAGCUGUGCAGAGAAGCAGACCUGUGUGCUGCUUUGACUGCCUGCCUUGUGCCGCAGGUUUGUUGGAGUGCGUUCGGUGUCCUGAGCGGUUCUGGUCCAACCCAACCCACACAGUCUGUGUUCCCCAGCAGGUGGAUUUCCUUUCUUACAGUGACACCAUGGGAAUCAUCCUUUCUCUGGUCUCAGCUCUUGGGACAGCACUGACAGCUGCCACAUUUGCCACCUUUCUUUACUACCGACACACACCUUUGGUGCGAGCCAACAACUCCGAGGUGAGCUUCAUGCUCCUGGUGUCGCUCAAGCUGUGCUUCCUCUGUGCGCUGGCUUUCAUUGGACAGCCAGUAGCCUGGUCCUGUAUGCUGAGGCACACACUGUUUGGAAUCAGCUUUGUGUUGUGUAUCUCCUGUCUGCUGAGUCGCACUGUGGUCGUCCUGGUGGCCUUUCGUUCCACGCUGCCUGGGGAAACACUAAUGCGUUACGUUGGUCCUGCUCAGCAGAGACUUGGUAUCUCCAUCUGCACCCUGGUACAGGUGCUGAUCUGUGCUCUGUGGUUGACGCUGGCUCCUCCUCAGCCUGCAGAAAGAAACACUAUGGGCACGUGGGGACCGAAGAUCAUCCUUGAAUGUGCCAUGGGAUCAGUGGUGGCGUUUUCACUUGUUCUGGGUUACAUGGGCCUACUGGCCUGUCUCUGCCUCCUCCUGGCCUUCCUAGCAAGGACACUUCCCGACAACUUCAAUGAGGCCAAGCUGAUCACCUUCAGCAUGCUGAUUUUCUGUUCCGUCUGGGUGACUUUUGUGCCUGCCUACAUCAGCUCUCCUGGGAAGUACACUGUCGCAGUGGAGAUCUUUGCCAUCCUGGCCUCGAGUUUCGGCCUCCUCUUCUGUAUCUUUGCCCCAAAGUGUUUCAUUAUUUUUAUGAGGCCUGGGAAAAACACCAAAAAACAUCUCAUGGCCAGAUAGGUCAAAAGAUGUUUUUGUAGAA